This is a messenger RNA of Cololabis saira (Pacific saury), 1903 nucleotides long. It is a transcript of the gene nemp1, whose product is annotated as nuclear envelope integral membrane protein 1. NCBI's taxonomy places the organism in Eukaryota, Metazoa, Chordata, Actinopteri, Beloniformes, Belonidae. The record is from RefSeq and is a predicted model, not a curated record. Gene Ontology annotation, cellular component: nuclear envelope. The transcript has 9 exons. Bases 5 to 1294 code for a protein of 429 amino acids.
CAACAUGGCGGGAUACAUGAAAAUGAUAAACGGCUACGGCUCCACAAAUACUCAACUAAUGCUUUUUAUGGUGCUCUUUAUCACGUUCAUUCAAGCGGCACAGCAGAGCACGGAUAAAAACCAUCCAAUAAUUGAUCUGCAAGAUGGAGAAGAGUACAUCAUGUCAGGGUCCAACCGGUUCUGCUACAAAAAUUCUGUUGUGCCAAACUGGAGGCAAACUUGGACAAGAAUUCAGGUGAAAGUGUGGAGUUCCAAGGUAUUUAAGGUGGACACCGUGGAAGGUGAGGAGGAGCUGCAGGAGCUGGACCGCUUCAGUGUCUGGGGUUGGUUUCAGAGCCUGUUGCGUGAGCGGCACAAUGAAACCACUAUUAAUAUCGCCCUGUUUACCAAGAAGACGUGCUUCAAAGUUGAUCCUACUGGACAAACUCAGUACACUGUGAAACCGAUUCGUAAGUUUGAUAUCUAUCUAUUUUUGCUGUUCCUCUCUGGUGUGUUGUUGUUCGUCUGUGCGGACUCCCUCAGCAGGAGUUCGGUUUUUUUCUACUCUGCUGGUAUGAGCACAGGCAUGAUUGCAUCUCUCAUAAUCGUUUUUUUCGUUCUGGCCCGCUUUCUACCGAAGAAAAGCCCCUUUUAUGUUUUGAUAGUUGGUGGCUGGUCCUUCUCAGUGUAUGCCAUCCAGCUUGUCUGCAGGAACCUCAGCACAAUCCUGCGAGAGCACUGGAACGUGGCAUUAGGUUAUGUGUUGGUGGUGGGAUUCGUCAGCUUUGCUGCGUGUUACCGUUACGGCCCUCUGGUGGAUGAGAAGAGCAUUAACAUCCUGUCAUGGACACUGCAACUGUUUGGCCUGCUUCUGAUUUAUUUGGGAAUUCAGAUUCAGCAAGUUGCUUUUGCCAUCAUUGUGGCAGCUGUGCUCUCUAAAAAUCUGGAGUACCCAGUCUUUCUGGGCAUUGCAGCUUGGAGGAAAGUCCGGCAGUAUUUUUUCUGGAAACCAGAGCCACGCCGCCUGUUGACUGAGGAGGAGUAUCAAAAGCAGGGCGAGGAAGAGACCCGACAUGCUCUAGAUGAGCUGCGGAAAUGCGUUAACAGUCCAGAGUUCAGUCCGUGGAAGACGGUGUCCAGACUUCAGUCCCCAAAAAGGUUUGCAGAUUUUAUCGAGGGAUCCCCUCACCUGAUGCAAAACGAGGUGUCUGUUCAUGCACAGGAAUACGGCUUUGGAGGAUCUUUUUUCGAGGAUGAGUUGUUUGACACCGAUGAUGAAGAGGAUGAUGUUAAGUUUGUGACAAAACCAGAAUGAGAUGGCACACUGUCAAAGACAUGUAAAAACAGAAGCAACUGGUGCUUUCCAGAGAGGCGGUGGGAGAACGGCUCCCCGUGGGUUUCCCGAGGGAUCUUAUUACGGAGGCUGGAUCGGAAGAAAAUCCCUGUGCUGACGUCGAGGCUUACCUGACGCACUUUCUAACCCCGUUACAACAAGCAAACUAUUUCAGAAAGAAACGGGAACUGAGAUUUUGUAGUAGUGAAAGAUUGGGACUUUGUCAAAGUGUUCACUAAAGUGGAAUCCACAAGCUCCAGAAGUAAAAGGAUAUAAAUGUGCUGAAACUCGGUGAUUAAGAUUACUGCAUUGUCUUAAAUUUUUUUUUAUUGAUUGAAAAAAAAUAAAUAAAAAUGUUUGUUUUCAACACAUGUUGACUCGAAAACACAAUACUUUUUACUUUGCUGUGGUAAGUUCUGACUUGUGUGAACAGCAGCCAGAUCCUGUGGUCUUUCAUCAUACUCAGUUCUUCUGAAGGAAGAAAUGUUUGCUCAUCUUUUCUUUUCAUUUAUUUUAUUGGACACAAGUGUUCCAUAGUAUUUUGAAUAAAAAAACCAACACAUUUUGGCUCUAUGUUGUGUGUUUUGGUAU